Molecule: messenger RNA, 2808 nt
Organism: Australozyma saopauloensis
Lineage: Eukaryota; Fungi; Ascomycota; Pichiomycetes; Serinales; Metschnikowiaceae
Gene: RPG1A
Product: translation initiation factor eIF3 subunit a
Exons: 1
Coding region: 1-2808 (935 amino acids)
Biological process (GO): translation reinitiation; formation of cytoplasmic translation initiation complex
Cellular component (GO): eukaryotic translation initiation factor 3 complex, eIF3m; multi-eIF complex; eukaryotic translation initiation factor 3 complex, eIF3e
Molecular function (GO): mRNA binding; translation initiation factor activity
Source: RefSeq, a predicted model, not a curated record
AUGCCUCCUCCCCACAGAAACCAGGCCUUCCGUCCUGAAAACGUGUUGAAAAGAGCCGAGGACCUCAUCGGUGUCGGCCAACCAGACGCCGCCUUGGAGACCUUGUACGAGCUCAUAACCUCGAAAAGAAUCCGCCAUCUCCCCGUUGAAGACUUGCAACCAAUCGGAUUGUUGCUCAUCGAGUUGGCCGUCGACUUGCGCAAGGGUAAGUUGGCCAAAGAUGCGUUGCACCAGUACAAAAAGAACGUGCAGGGCUCUGAAAACGGCUUGGAAUCGGUCCAGGUAGUGGUCCGCCACUUUAUCCAAUUAGCCACCAAGAAAUUGGACGAGGCCCAGGCGCAGGCCGACACCAAGAUCGACCAGGACUUGGAGGACGAUUUGGAGGGCGCGCAGACCCCGGAAUCGAUCUUGUUGUCCACUGUUUCCAACACCGACCAGGCCGACAGAACCGAACGUGAAUUGGUCACCCCAUGGUUGAGAUUCUUGUGGGAGGCGCUCAGAGCCACGUUGGACAUCUUGCGUAACAACUCCAAGUUGGAGGUGACCUACUCUGCCAUCGUCAACCAGGCGUUCCAGUUCUGCUUGAAGUUCGGCCGUAAGGCCGAGUUCCGCCGUUUGUGUGAGCUUUUGAGAGUCCACAUGCAAUCCGUCACCACGCCCGUGGGCGGCAAGACCGUUGCUGGCCAGCCCAACGCUCACGCGGUCGACUUGUCGGACUUGGAGACCGUGCAGAGAUACUUGGACCAGCGUUUUGCGCAGUUGAACAUCUCCGUCAAGUUGGAGUUGUGGCAGGAGUCUUUCCGUUCCGUCGACGACGUCCACUCCUUGAUCACCGCCUCCAAGAAGUUGCCUAGACCAGCCUUGAUGGCCAACUACUACGAGAACUUGGCUCGCAUCUUCGCUGUCUCCGACAACACCUUGUUCCACGCCGCUGCAUGGAACAAGUUCUUCAUCUUGUUCUCGCAGUCUCCUAACGCCACGGACGAGGAGUUGAAGCAUCACGCCUCUGUGCUCGUGUUGUCCACCUUGUCCAUUCCUACCAAGUCCUUGACCGUCAACGAGACCGUUGUGGAUGACCAAAAGGCCAAGAACGCCAAGUUGACCUCCUUGUUGAACUUGAACCAGGUUCCAACCAGAGAGAGCUUGAUUUCCUCCAUCAACAACAAGUCCAUCUUGAAGUUCGUGGACCCUGCUGUGCGUGAGUUGUUCAGCAUCAUGAGCGACUCUGAAUUCCACCCAUUGACCGCUAAGGAGAAGGUAGCCGGCGUUUUCGCCACCAUCAAGGAGGACGAGUCCUUCAGAAAGUACAUUCCUCACUUGACCGAGGUUGUGUUGAUCCGUUCGUUCCAACAGGUCUCUCAAAUCUACGAGGCCGUCAAGUUGGACUUCUUGGUGUCUUUGGGCCAAAUCGAGGGCACCGAGUUCACCUUGACCCCAUUGGAGGUCGAGGACUUGAUUGUCAACGCCGUCAAGAAGGGACACUUGUCUUUGACCAUCGACCACGAGGCCCUGGUUGUCACCUUCAAGUCCAACCCAUUCGAGGACUCUUUCAACGACUCUUUGUCCUCCAAGUUGCAAGCUUCGCCUGCUGAGUUGGUCAGAGUGCAAUUGUCCAAGUUGGCCUCUGUAUUGUCCGCCUCUUACCUGGUGAUUGACCCAUCUGCCGAGGCCCGUCAAACCCACAGAAGAGAGGUUGCCAUGAAGAACGCUAUCGCCAACUUUGCCGAGGAGCAACGUGAUAUUGCCAACCGUGUCAACAUCUUGAAUGAUCGUCGUAAACACGCUGAGAAGCUCAAGCGCGAGGAAGAAGAAUUGGCUGCUAAGGCCAAGCAAGAGAGAAUGAUUGCGGAACAGAAGGCAGAGCAAGAGCGCUUGGCCAAGGAACAACAAAGAAAGGACGAAGAGAGAUUGGAGAAGGAGAAGAAGGCUAUCCGCGACGCCGACAAGAGAAAGAUCGCCGAGGAGAUCAAUGCCAAGGGUAUCAUCAAGAUCGACUUGGACAACUUGGAGGAGCUUGACACAGACAAGUUGCGUAUCAUGCAGAUCGAACAGUUGAACAAGGACAGAAAGAUCUUGGACGAGCGUUUGCGCACUGCUUUCAAGAAGGCCGACCACUUGGAGAGAGCCUUGAGAAAGAAGGAGGUCUCUCUCUACGCUGUCGACGCCGAGAGGCAAAAGACCAGAGACGAGGAGCUCUUCGAGACCUUGAAGAACAACAAGAUCGAGAAGGCCAGAAAGGAGUUCGAGAACGCCACCUCUCUCAAGGAACGUUUGAGCCGUGUUCUCCCUGACUACGAGAAGUUCAGAGUCACCAUUGACGAGCAGAACGCCUCCAAGGUUGCAGAGUACAAGGCUCGUGCUGCUGAGGCUUUGGAGAACGCCAAGAGAGAGCGUAUUGAACAGGUCAAGCAACAACGCUUGGAGGACUUGCAAAACAAGUUGGAGUUGGAGCGUAUUGCCGAGGAGAAGGCCAAGGCCAACAAGGCCAAGGAGGAUGGCUUGGCUCGUUUCAAGGAGGAGAUGAGAUUGCAAAAAGAGAAGGACGAGGCUGCAGCUGCCAGAGCCCCAUCUGGUGGCGCUUAUGUUCCACCUCGCGCUACAAACGCUCCAUCUGGUGGCGCCUAUGUUCCACCUCGUGCCGUAAAUGCACCAGGCGCCAGAUACACCCCACCAAGAGCAGCUGGAGGAGCACCAGCACCAAGACAAACGCCAGCCGCUGCACCACCAGCCGCUGCUGCCAAGGCAGACCCAUCCAAGCCAAUGAGUUUUGCGGAGAGAAUGAGAUUGAAGAGAGAAGGUCUCUUGUAA